Messenger RNA from Salarias fasciatus (jewelled blenny), 1132 nucleotides. RefSeq names its product RASD family member 2a (gene rasd2a). Gene Ontology annotation, molecular function: GTP binding; GTPase activity; G-protein beta-subunit binding. Bases 44 to 1051 code for a protein of 335 amino acids. The record is from RefSeq and is a predicted model, not a curated record. Gene Ontology annotation, biological process: signal transduction. NCBI's taxonomy places the organism in Eukaryota, Metazoa, Chordata, Actinopteri, Blenniiformes, Blenniidae. The transcript is spliced from 2 exons.
GGCUGAUUCUGAUCGCCUUGGAGACGUUUGAAAGAACUCAGAGAUGAACACAACUGAGAAGUUUUACCUUCCCGUUGAUGGCAUCUUGGAAAUGUUCAACUCUCUCGCCGGGCAUCAGCAGCCGAGCUUUACGCACGAGCAGCAGCACCCCAACAUACCCAAGACAGGCAUGGGGAUUAUCAAAACCGUCAAACGGUGCUGGAAGCAACAAGAUAAGAAAGUGGUGGAAAGCAGAUCGUCGAGCUCCGGCAACAGGCAGCAAUCGACGGAUCGCCUGUCGAAGAGGUCCGUGGACCACCUGGAGCUGGGUCUGACCAAGCCCAGGAACUGCCACAGAAUAGUCGUGCUCGGCGCUCCCAGAGUGGGUAAAACCAACAUCCUGCGGCGGUUCUUGGGUAAAGAAUUUGAAGAAGACUACGAGCCCACGACGGAGGACUUCCACCGGAAACUGUUCCACGUCGGAGGAGAGACGUUCCAGAUAGACCUGCUGGACGCGGCAAGUGAGAGAGACUUCCCUGCAAAGCGGAGGCUAACCAUCCUGACAGGUGAUAUUUUUCUGCUCGUCUUCAGUUUGGAUGACAAGGAGUCACUGGAUGAAGUCCGCGAAAUACUCAACGAAAUCAAAGCCGCAAAGGCAAAGUUGCACAAACUGAAACAGCCAGCGGGAGUUCCCGUCGUGAUAUGCGGGAAUAAAGCGGACCUGGCCCCUCAGCGGGAGGUGGGACUCUCCGAACCGGGCCGGAUCCUCGGCGAGGCGCUCCCGGUCUUCGAAACCUCCGCGAAAACCGGCUCCGGGCUGGAGGCUCUGUUCAGAGCCGUGGCCUCUCUGGGGGGGCUCCCCGACGAGACCAGCCCGUCGCGGCACCAGACCGUCCCCAUCCUCACCUACCAGUCGCUGUGCGUCGAGCGGCGCGGCCGGAGGAGCGGGCGCGCGCCCUGCUGCGCCGCCGUGGACCCGCUGGCGCGCCGGCCCAGCUUCAACAGCGACCUGCGGAUGGUGCUUGGAUCAAGCACCAAACCAGCAAAACCCGAGAAGUGUCAGAUUCAAUGAAUCGUGACACUUCCCGACGAAACAAAUUGUAGUAGUAUGCUGCAAUAUGAUACAAGUAAAGAGUUAUACUCUGCAGCACCU